Molossus molossus (Pallas's mastiff bat) is the source of this 1038-nucleotide messenger RNA. RefSeq names its product leucine rich repeat containing 75A (gene LRRC75A). Lineage: Eukaryota; Metazoa; Chordata; Mammalia; Chiroptera; Molossidae. The record is from RefSeq and is a predicted model, not a curated record. The transcript is spliced from 4 exons. The coding region runs from base 1 to 1038 and encodes 345 amino acids.
AUGGGCACCCGGCAGACCAAGGGCAGCCUGGCGGAGAAAGCCAGCCCCGGUGCGGCGCCCGGUCCCCGCCGCGAACGGCCCGACUUCUGGGCGUCGCUGCUGCUGCGCGCCGGGGACAAGGCGGGGCGCGCGGGCGCCGGCGCGGGGCUUCCCCCCUACCACCGGCGCGUUAGCAUGGUCCAGGAGCUGCUGCGGAUGGUGCGCCAGGGCCGGCAGGAGGAGGCAGGGACGCUGCUGCAGCACCUGCGCCAGGACCUUGGCAUGGAGUCGACCUCGCUGGAUGACGUUCUGUACCGCUAUGCCAGCUUCCGGAACCUGGUGGACCCCAUCACACAUGACCUCAUCAUCAGCCUGGCUCGCUACAUCCACUGCCCCAAGCCGGAAGGCGACGCACUGGGUGCCAUGGAGAAGCUGUGCCGGCAACUGACAUACCAUCUCAGCCCCCACUCCCAGUGGAGGCGGCACAGGGGGCUGGUGAAGAGGAAGCCGCAGGCCUGCCUCAAGGCUGUCCUGGCUGGAAGCCCUCUGGACAACACAGUAGACCUGUCGGGCAUCCCGCUGACCUCCCGUGACCUGGAGAGGGUGAGCAGCUAUCUGCAGCGCUGUGGGGAGCAGGUGGACAGUGUGGAGCUGGGCUUCACAGGUCUCACAGAUGACAUGGUCCUGCAGCUGCUGCCAGCACUCAGCACCCUGCCCCGGCUCACCACACUGGCCCUCAAUGGCAACCGGCUGACCCGAGCCCUACUGCGUGACCUCACGGACACCCUUAAGGACCCCAGCAAGUUCCCCAGUGUCACGUGGAUUGACCUUGGCAACAAUGUGGACAUCUUCUCUUUGCCCCAGCCCUUCCUGCUCAGCCUGCGUAAACGCUCCCCAAAGCAGGGCCACCUACCCACUAUUUUGGAGCUGGGCGAGGGCCCAGGCUAUGGAGAGGAAUUCCGGGAUGGAAUAGUGGGCCAGGAGGACCCUGGAGGGGACCUUCUGGACCCUGUCAAAGACCACGAGGGCAGGGAGACUGCAGGUCCAGCUCAGACGUGA